CGGGUCAGCUGCCUUCCCCCUCACACGCAUAUCUUCCCCGUGCUGCCAGCGCUGUGCUGUGUCUCUGGAAAGGGAUGGGGGGGAUCCAAACUGGUGCUGCUUUCAGGCACAGCCCAGUUCCAGAGUCUCUCCCAGAACACAGCACACACUGCCCGGUUCCUCGGGUACAGAUGCUGCAGCCCUCGUGUCCAACAGAAGUGAUGUUGUGACUCAGGGUUGGGGAGCACUCUCCUGACCCCAUCGCAGCUCUCUGGGUCCCUGCACUCAUCCCAGCCAUGUCCCUCCACCAGGUCCCUCACAUUUCUGCCCUUGUUCUGCACAGCAGCUCCUGUUGGCCCAUUCUUUUGUGUCUGUAUUUGUAGCUUUAUGUGUUUUUCUUAGCAGAAAUGACAGUGUGAGGUAUGUGAGGUACAGAGUGGGCAUGGACUCUGAGAUCAGGAUUGUGUGAGCUCCCUGCCCUGCUCUGUCCCCCACGGAGCUCUACCUGUGCCCAGCCUGAUGCAGUGUUUAUUUCUUCACAUCUGCUGCAAUGAAGGAAGUUUGAGUAUUUCCUAGUGGCAGGGAACCAUCCAGCCCUGUGGGGCACAUAUUUCUGCAGCCAUACCAACCCCAGUGUGCAGUCAGAGGGUUCUGCAGGGCCGGUGUUAUGCCUCUCCCCAGUUAUUCUCUUCCUUCUGCCCCUUUUUCCAGCGGCCAUUUUGUUUGCUGGGGUGUGGGGGGUGGAGGAAGCAAGAAAGAAAGAGAAAUAACAGCAUAAGAAAGUGCAGAACUGAUUUCAGGAGGCAGCAGUCUGCAUGUGCUCCCCCCCCCACUGCAGCCACCUCCCUUGGUGGCAAAGUGACCCUUAUGGCCGCGCUGUCAGGUUGUCACGGACGUCGUGCUGCAAGGAACAUUGUCCUCUGGGUAUAAAUAGCCAACCUCCUGGCAGGCUCCGGCCUUGGGAACAUCUGAAUUGUGCUCCUCUGCUCUGUGUCCUGCAGAACGCUGAUCCCGCUCACCUCUAGCAGUCAGCGCCGGGCGCAUUGCAGGAGCCUGAGCUGCAGCUGCUGGAGGAGCAAAAAUCCGUAUUUGCUGACUGUACAGCUGGGUCUUGGCUGCAAUUCUGCCUCUUACGUCUAGCAAACAAAAGAGCAGCGAACAGAAUUGCUGUUGGCUGGCACAGAAGAGCCUGACUGACGUGGCUGCCGUGUUAUGACGACCCCCAACAAAGGAAACAAGGCCUUGAAGGUGAAGCGGGAGCCAGGCGAGAAUGGGACCAGCCUGACAGAUGAGGAGCUGGUGACCAUGUCUGUGCGGGAGCUGAACCAGCAUCUGCGGGGCCUGUCCAAGGAGGAGAUCAUCCAGCUGAAGCAGCGUCGGCGCACGCUGAAGAACCGAGGCUACGCGGCCAGCUGCAGGGUCAAGCGCGUUACCCAGAAAGAGGAACUGGAGAAGCAGAAGGCAGAGCUGCAGCAGGAGGUGGAGAAGCUGGCCUCUGAGAACGCCAGCAUGAAAAUGGAACUCGAUGCUCUCCGCUCCAAAUAUGAGGCACUCCAGAACUUCGCCAGAACCGUGGCCCGGAGCCCUGUCACCCCCGUGCGGGGCCCUCUCACCUCCAGCAUGGGGCCCCUCGUCCCUGGCAAGGUCGCUACCACUAGUGUCAUCACAAUAGUGAAAUCCAAAACGGACGCCCGGUCUUAGUGAAGCGAGUGCUGCCUGAGCUUGUCUGUGCAGGGCAAUUAGGCACAAAACCAGCCUGGAAUCCCCAAAGCACAAACCCUCCCCACACGGGUCAGGGUUCCUUCUACUUGGCCCAGGACUGGCCUGCUGAUCGCUCUGGUUUUGUUUUGUUGUGUUCAGAUUGGUAUGAGCAGUGGUGAUGCAUCCCUUGUCCUGUGCAGACAGCACCUCCCACCCAGCGGUCUGUAGCCCUCAGCUGCCCUUGGGACAGGCUGUAAGAUCUCGGUGUUCUAGCCAAAGGAAGUCUGCGCUGCGCAGCGAGAGGCCCGGAGGGAGGCUUUCUUCCUGGAACCCCAGUUUUCAGUCACUUCCAAAGGCUUUAUUUCAUUACUCUUCCAGGUGGUGUAUCCAGGUGCCUGACUGCCCGGCACCUGAGCCUGCUGCUUUUGUCUCAUCCGGUACCUGUAGUUGCAGCUGGGGUGUUCUGUGUAAUAGAUGUGGUAUUCAUUUCUAGGUGCGCCUCUGUGCCCAAGCAGUGAGUUUCCUUCAGGCUUCCAUUGCAGUAGAGUGUGAAUAGCGGCGGUGGAUGGGAAGAUGCUGGUGUGCCCCACUGCCUCUGCCCCAGCUGAGGGGAGGGGGAUGGGAUGGGGUCUGCGUGGGGGCCCAGCACCUGGGGGGGGGGAGGGAGGUACCUUGCUGACUGCAGGCCGGUUUUGUGCCUAAUGUGUUGCACUGAACAAGACCAAAAUCACUAGUUGUUCCCGUGUUUUGAGGGUAUCAAGUGUCUCUAGUGUGAUGGUUUACACGACCAGUUUAUGUGGUUAAAUAGCCCUUUUAUUUAAAGAGAACAUCGUUUUAAGAGUUAUUAAAUUAUCUAAGUUUAAAAUGAAAAUCAGACAGAAGAGAGAGCGUAUUUAUAGUCAGCUUUUUUUAUCCGAGAGGGCGAGAAUAUUUGGCCAUAGAAAUGGGGAAAUAUUCUCGGAGACUUUGCUAGUUAGAAGUUAAUAAAUAAAUAAUUUUAAAGUUUCUCAUGAA
This is a messenger RNA of Meleagris gallopavo (turkey), 2694 nucleotides long. It is a transcript of the gene MAFG, whose product is annotated as MAF bZIP transcription factor G. Lineage: Eukaryota; Metazoa; Chordata; Aves; Galliformes; Phasianidae. Gene Ontology annotation, biological process: regulation of transcription by RNA polymerase II; regulation of epidermal cell differentiation. The record is from RefSeq and is a predicted model, not a curated record. Gene Ontology annotation, cellular component: nucleus. Gene Ontology annotation, molecular function: DNA-binding transcription factor activity, RNA polymerase II-specific; RNA polymerase II cis-regulatory region sequence-specific DNA binding.